Molecule: messenger RNA, 4665 nt
Organism: Ostrea edulis (European flat oyster)
Lineage: Eukaryota; Metazoa; Mollusca; Bivalvia; Ostreida; Ostreidae
Exons: 1
Coding region: 2561-3517 (318 amino acids)
Source: RefSeq, a predicted model, not a curated record
GGGCAGCUUAAUAGAGGGACACACGUCUCCAUUGUUCCUGAUUUGCUACGCCCUUGUAUACAGUUAUACUCUUGUGAUAAAAACUGGGUUUGUUUUCCUUCCGAAAGAUCAUACUUUUAUAGAUUUUUGUAUGAUCAUUUUGAAUAAUCAAUAUAAUCUGAUCUUUUCAUCAAUUAAUUAUUGCAUUUAGUUAAGUUAAAACACGUUAGUUUAUUCUUCACUAUUUUUUCUAGAUCAGAUUUUGAACAUACACAAAUGUAUUGUUUUGGUAUAGACCUACUUAUCUUAAAACAAGGAGUUUGAUUUAUAUUGACUUCUUAUAAAUGAUAUACAUGUAUAUUUUAAAUGUAAUUUUAGAUUCUUUUUCGUUGUUUUUUUUUUUUAUCAUCAUAAUAUAUUUCAUAUUUUAUGUAGAUUUAUUUAUCUAGAAAUCAUUUAACACUUAAAUUAUGUGCAAUGGUCUCUCUCUGUCUGUCUGUCUGUCUGUCUGUCUCUCUCUCUCUCUGCUACGUUUAAGACACAUAUUAGACAAAUACGUUAUCUUAACUGAAGUUGAUUUUUAUAUAUGCUAUAGAUUUGGAUUUAUAUGCAAUUUAAAUCUUCAUUAGAUAUGCAUCAAGAUUGAUCGAGUAUACAUCAAGAUUUCCGGAUAUGAAUAAUGAGGAAACUACUACAGUGUAUGUGAAUUUUAUAUGAAACUAGAGAUUCACUAUCGCCCUAUAUGGAAUUUACUGACCCCGUAUAUUUCAAAUCUUCUCAACUACAAACGAUGUAACCAAUGGUAUCCCCAUUAUAAACAUAUCAACUCUACGGGAGUUCAGCAUCAAAUUUUGGAUGGCUGGGAGUUUUAAAAACGGUUGCACUUAAGCUGUCAAAAAAAAAAAUGCAAUAGUUAUUUUAAAAAAAACAACAACAAAAAACAAACAAACAAACAAACAAACUCCAUAUUUCACAAACAUGGAGAUGAAUCCUAGUAAUUAUCUCAAGAGAGAGGAGAUAUAUGUUGAUGCGUGUCAAUAUAAGAAUACCGGGGGGGGGGGGGGGGGGGGGGUAUGUAUAUAUACAGCGUGAAGUAUGCUAUAGAACGCACGAUCUUUCACGUGGGAAUUCAUGGGUUCAAACCCAGCUCGUUCCUCGACCGCUGCACACACUCACUUCAAUAUCAACAUAGCACCGUUAUCAGCCAUCAGGCAACUUUGUAAACAAACUUGUGGCGGAUCUAGAGGGGUUGACGGAGGUUGCACUCCCAUCCCCCACCCUAUCCUCUUUAUUUUUUUUCUGGAUCCGCCACUGGAAACGAACCAAAAGAAAUUAACAAUGUACAUUUGGCUUUCGGGAUCGCUUGAUGAAGUUCUAAAUCAUGGUAAUGUUAAACAUUGACACUUCAUAUUAUAUAAAUAUUGGAAUUGAAAAUAUUUAAACUCCCAGACGUUAAAGAAACAUAAUGUUGACUUUUGAAACCUUUCAACCCUCUCUAAAACCAGUUUAAAUUACAUCCGAAUGAUUCUUUCCGCUCUUCAAAAACGGGACCAAUCAUGCACAAAAUCUGACUUUUCAUUUGACGGACAAUGGUACUUAGCAGGUAACAGUAUAUAUUUACCGAUUUUAAUUCAAUAGAAAGGGAAACAAUGCAUCAUUCUAAUUAUAUUUAAUUUUGGUAAACACGCACCCUGUUAUACCCCCCCCCCCUUUCUUUUCAACAUCAAUGAAAGCUAUAUAGCCGGACGCGCGGCGGGUUGGAUGAGGUAGAAUGGAUGCGAAAUGACCCGGUUAAAUUGUGUGAUUUAAAGAUCAAUACGGCCUACUUAAUUGCUAUAAAAUAUGAAACUGUGUAUUUGUAUAAAGCUUCCACUCCAAUAUGUCGAAUGACAUUUAAAGUACAGUUAAGUAAUAUACUUUUAGCUCGAACAAAUUCAAUACUUUACCCGGCCCAUUUUUAGUUUAAAUGUGAUUUAUUGCAAACAUUCAAAGUAUCGGUUUCAAGAUUUUCCAAUCUCUGUCAGUGAUAAUACAUACGGUAUAAUCUUAAUUGUUUUUAGGGUUCGUCGUUUUGGACUAGUUUCAAUACACAACAUGGCUUAAUCGGAAAUCUAAAACCGAGCACGGUCCGUGGUUCCGAAUGGCGAUCUGCUUUGUUACUGACAACAUCGGGAAUUCACUUGUCACUGCGCGCCGGUUUAAGAAAGAAGCGAACACGACUUUUAAAGAAGUGAAUUUUUGAAUGAGCGAAGAAGGAAUUAAAACUCUGAUUAAAAGGAAUUAACAGGGAGGAAAGAAAAAUGGACGAUUUGAUUACGAUCGGAAAUUUAAAUGAGCACCGAGUGAAUUAAUCCCCGCUAUAGUUACGGAACGUACAAGAGGUCGACACUGCACAUAUUUUAUGGAAGAAAUCGGAACAGUCCAACGAUGUAAAUUGAUAUUUAAUUAACGUGAUUGUGGAUAAUUGAACGAAGAUGACGUAGGCGAAUACGAGUGUUUAUUCCUCAUUUAGAUUUCUCCUUACGAUUGGAUAUGCCAUGAAAGUGUGAGAAGAACGUAGUUAGCGACACGGCUUAGAAACAUGCGGCUCUUCCAGGCCCAAGUUUCCAUGGAGGAUUUUGAGCCCCCACCCCCGUUUCUGAAGGACCCCACACGAGACAAUUUGAAGCACAUCACCCAGUUUAGGGACGGGAGACACCGCGUGGCGACUCCCGAGAAAGUGGCUAUUAUGGAACUGUCCACGAGUUUUGAGAAGAGACGACUCGGGAAACAGCAACAGAUACUAUCGGAAAUGAACCAGCGGUGUCGUGAACAAGAAGUGGCGGAUCUGUCUUCUAAACUAUCCAAUAAGUGUGUGUUAGAAUCGGAGAGGGGCGCCGGCGCGCGGUCCCGUGAAAUCACGUAUUAUUCAACAACUUUUAUGAUGCAGAAACCGAAAAUAAGUGCAGACGACUCAGAUUGUGCUACUAAAUGCGACUCCCCCGCUACCACCCCUCUCCCGUUCUUUGAGAAAACGUACAAACAUUUUCCAGCGAGGAAAAUUAUAAAACAUCAAGGGAAAUUUGAGUUGAUUCCCAAAACCAGUCGAGCCUCGCCAAUCAGAACCCCGCGGAUUGACCCUAGUCCCGUCAAGGCUCUGAUUUCCCAAGCCAUGAGCGAACCCUACCGGAAGGUGAAAUUGUUAAAUUCUCAGCGAAUAAACGGACCCGUUCAACUCAAUCAUUAUAUUAACCCCAAACAGGACCAGUUAGCUCCCUUAGUAUUACCGAAUAUUGACACCUCAGUGCAAGAUAAAAUCGAUGCUUUCUCCACAACCCGAGUCCAUCUGGGUACUCGAUCGAAGACAGUGGGAGUUGAGGGCCAGUUGAACGGUCCAGUCAACAGCAAAGCGAGUCAGAAAUCCCAGAAAAGGGCGUCUCCCGAAAAGGAGGGGCCAACCUCGAACGGACUGUCCGAAUCUCAACAUGUCGAUCCGGUGGGGGGACACACCCCACCCCCUAAUUCUACAGAACCUCCCGUAGAAAUUCAGGCGCAAUGAUACCCUCUACAAUAUAUACUCGUUUACUGAUGUUCAUACACUAAAAGUGUGACAGCUGCCUGUAUACCUUUGUUUUGAAUUUUCUUCAUGGUUGUGAUGAAAUCUCUACAUGCAUACUUCAGUUUUAUUUUUCUACUUAGCUUACAAGAUUAAGUUUGGGAAAACAAUAGUGUUGAUCCGUUGAAAAGUUCGCACGUCUCCGCGAUUCGGCAGGAUUAUAGAUUAGAGUGGGAUUUCAUCGCAGCGUAUUGCAGUGCUUUGGGCAUCAGUCCAAACAAAAAAAUGUGCAUUCAAUGCAGAAGGCGAUGUUUUGGCCCCGACACAAUGAACAAAGUGUUGAUGAAAAACACAAACUUGAUUAAAACCCAACGUUUAAUGUGCACAGGGUUGAAAAUUUGUAUUAAGUAGUUUGACAGCAAAGUUCUUGAAGAAUUUUCAUCACGGAUUUAAAUGCCUUUGUGACCGCUCGCGUCAAUUAUUGUCAUUCCAUAUCAACAUAUUGUCUGAGGGAACACUUUAUCUGACUCGCCGCACAGCGGGAGAGCCCGCCAUUUCCAUACUGACGUCUGCUACUACAGCGAGAAGUUCUGGACAAGUCGGAAUGUUUACUAAUUGUUUGUUAAGUUUAUAUACCGAUAAACAAAGACACAAAUAGAUAAGUAGGGACUGGAAUUGAGUGAGCAAUUUUAUCAAAUUAUCGAUUCUAGUCCUUGAGAUAUACCCCCGUAAAGUACAUAAUAAUAUUCCAGCCAAUGAUUUUAGUUGAAAAUGAUAUACAAACAUUGUAGGUGUAAAUGUCUAGCAGUAAUUAAUCCAAUCAGUGUAUACUAUCAUCCUAUCAACAGUACAGAAAUUACCCUCAUUUUUAAUUCAUUUUCCACUUCUAUCCGGAUUUUAUAUUUUAUACCCGACACCAACAGUUUUGGAGUUCUCGCUCUGAACAGUAUUGAGAAUGACGUGCACCUCUUUAUUUCUGACACGUGGAUUCGGCAUCGGAUACAAUCCAAUACAAACGUGCAUGUGAUAAUUUUCCUAAUUAUAUAAGUUUCAGGACAUGAGUACUAAACUACUAUAGGAUGGAAGGUUGAUGAAGGUCUCGAGAUGUAUCUUGUAUUUAUUUAAAAUGUAAUAAAAUACAUAAAACAAAC